Molecule: messenger RNA, 623 nt
Organism: Alligator mississippiensis (American alligator)
Lineage: Eukaryota; Metazoa; Chordata; Crocodylia; Alligatoridae
Gene: PTH2
Product: parathyroid hormone 2
Exons: 2
Coding region: 1-513 (170 amino acids)
Biological process (GO): neuropeptide signaling pathway
Cellular component (GO): extracellular region
Source: RefSeq, a predicted model, not a curated record
AUGUGCGGGGCUCUGAUGCUCCAUGUGCCCUCAGGGCCGGCUAUGGAGCCUGCCGGGAAGGGCCUGGCGUGUGUGACAACCCUGCUGGGGUGUUGCCUGCUGCUGUGCUCUGGGGUGCUGCUUCCUCCCCUGCCAGAUCCUGACAGUCUCCCCAGGCUCUGGAAGCAAGAUGACACCCCAGUGGGCACCAACAUCCAGCCCCUGCCCUCAGCCCUGGCCCUGCAGCUCCCACCCAUCCCCUUGCGGGGCUGGAGCCUCCAAGCCCUGCUGCCCAGCAUGAGGUCCCCCUGGGAGGAAGAGGGGCAAAGCAGGAAGUCCCGCCUCUGGAACAGGCCAAGACAGGGAGUCUCACCUUGGCGGGGAGUCCCAGCACCUGGUGAGGGCGGGAAGCGGAGCAUCGUGGUGGCUGAUGACGCAGCCUUUCGGGAGAAGAGCAAGCUGCUGACGGCCAUGGAGCGACAGAAGUGGCUCAACGCCUACAUGCAGAAGCUGCUGGUGGUGAACCAGGACUAAGGGUGCAGGGAAGGGUGGGGGCAGGGCCAUGGCUGGCUGUGUGUCCUGCGCCAUGUGGGGAACCCCCAGAAUAAAGGGGCAGGAGAGUCCUGCCUUGUGAAUCAGCCUGA